Messenger RNA from Lolium rigidum, 2827 nucleotides. RefSeq lists its product as uncharacterized. Gene Ontology annotation, molecular function: ATP binding; protein kinase activity. The transcript has 4 exons. Bases 158 to 2827 code for a protein of 889 amino acids. The record is from RefSeq and is a predicted model, not a curated record. Gene Ontology annotation, biological process: protein phosphorylation. NCBI's taxonomy places the organism in Eukaryota, Viridiplantae, Streptophyta, Magnoliopsida, Poales, Poaceae.
CAAUUAGCUCCGAGUCGUCUUCUCCUUCCCCUUCCCAUCCUCAUUGGAUAUAUAAACGCGCGUAACAGCAAGAUCACACCAGUUCAAACCACCACCGCAUCCAUCAUUCCAUCCCAGAGCAGCAAGCAACCACACCGACAAACAAAGAGUUCGGAGAAUGGCGAUCACCGUGAGCGGGCAAUGGACGCGGCUGCGGACGCUCGGCUGCGGCGCGUCGGGGGCCGUGGUGUCGCUGGCGGCCGACGGCGCCUCAGGGGAGCUGUUCGCGGUCAAGUCCGCCGCCGCGGCGGAUGCCGCGCUGCUGAGCCGGGAGCAGGGGAUCCUGUCCGGGCUCUGCUCGCCCGACGUCGUGCGCUGCCUCGGCGGCGCCCACCGCGACGACGGCUCGUACCACCUCUUCCUCGAGCUCGCCCCCGGCGGCUCGCUCGCCGACGAGGUCGCCAGGAAUGGGGGCCGCCUCGAGGAGCAAGCAAUCCGGGCGUACACCACGGACGUCCUGCGCGGGCUGGCGUACAUUCACGGCCAAUCUCUGGUGCACGGGGACAUUAAGUCAAGAAACAUUGUGAUCGGCGCCGACGGGCGCGCCAAGAUCGCCGACUUCGGGUGCGCGAGGACGGUGGACUCUGAUCGGCCUAUCGGGGGCACGCCGGCGUUCAUGGCGCCGGAGGUGGCCAGAGGGGAGGAGCAGGGGCCAGCGGCCGACGUGUGGGCCCUCGGGUGCACGGUCAUCGAGAUGGCCACCGGGCGCGCCCCGUGGAGCGACAUCGACAACGUCCUCGCCGCCGUCCACCGGAUCGGUUACACGCACGCCGUGCCCGAGACGCCGGCAUGGCUGUCUCUUGAGGCGAAGGAUUUCCUUGCAACGUGCUUCGCGAGAAACGCCCGCGACAGGGCCACGGCGGCGGAGCUCCUGGAGCACCCGUUCCUGGCGUUGCAAGCGGGAGGGGCCAAGGACAGGCGGUGGGUGUCUCCCAAGAGCACACUGGACGCCGCAUUUUGGGAAUCAGAGUCUGACGAGGAAGGCCAUGAGGAAGAGGAGGAGGAAAUUUCGGGGAACGCGGCCGAGAUGAUCAAGUCUUUGGCGUGCUCUGUGUCUGCCUUCCCGGACUGGGAAUCCGGCGAAGGCUGGAUCGACGUGCUCGGCGGCGAGCAGUUUCAUGAGCCUCGCGAUUCGCCAGCGACCAAGGAGCCGGCUGAUGUGGCGAGCAGAGCGCCAAGCAAAGUAUUCGGGUGCGCGGCGGUGCCAGCUGAAGGCGUAGCUGUCGUCAGUGGCCUUUCAAGUGACGAACAACUGGACGCAGAGGAAGGGCCGCCUUUCGGUGGAGAUAUCCUACCCGACGAUCGUUCCACUGAUCGUCAGAACAAAGUCAUUUCGAACCCACACAGAGAUGUGCUAUCAUUUGAGAUACCCUGUAAUCGAAUCAACGCAAUAGAAAAGUUUCGUUUUCCACGUACUUUACUGUCCCAUUUUCUGAUAAAUCAUCUUCAGUUUCUACUCUGUGCUGGACCCUCCGUCGAGGUCCGCGACUGGCUCCUCCAGGCUGAGUCCGUCAGUUGCCCGGACUUCUCACUACAUUUCGACCCUUGGUCGCGGAGAGCUGGAGCGGUGCUCCAGGAGGCUCCGUUCCUGGCGGACGUUGAGGUCUUCGGAGUGCCUAGCCAUGCGUGGGAAGAGCGGACGGUGGCGGUGCUGCUGGAUGGCUGCGGAGUCAUCGACGAGGUCGACCCGGAGACGGCCAGCCGCCGCGACAUGAGCUGCUUCCGCAUCUCUGCGUGGACGCACGACAUCGCUGCCAUCCCGGUGGUGCGUUGGCUAGCUGUGCCUGAGCCAGGUUCCGGCCGCCAGUUGCAGGUGGCGAGCUCCAGGCCGCGGUUCACGUCGCCGAAGUUGUUGUGGUACAAGAUCCGUUUCUGGGUUGUACGGUGGUUGGUCGGAGAGGUUCCUUCUUCCGAUGAGUCAGCUGGAGGUAAAGUUUCGGCCGGGCCUGGCUCUGGGCCGGUGAUUCUGCGAGCGGUCCCGCGGUGCCGCCGGCCGGGCCGGCUGCGCUUAGGAGGCGCCGUCGUGCUCACAGGAGGCGUGGAGCUCGCCGUGCUGCGGAGGGGACCAUGCCCGAGGCUCCCGGUGAUGCGCCACCGGUUGGAGUUGCAUGGGCUCUGCUAUGCCAUGUCACACCACGCCCGGGCCCUCUCCUUGCUUGCAAGCGAUUCUGAUGCGUGCUGGUCGGGCCGCGUGCCGGUGGGACAGGCCCAGUCUGCGGCUACGCCAGGAGAUGCGGUAGCUGCUGCGCCUCUCGCAGGCCCGUGCCGCUCAUCCGUGCCCGCGGAUGGUGCGGCUCGCACGACUCAUGCACAUGCAGACGUGGGGCUACCCUCCGAUGGCCAUGCUGUGGCCACGAUUGGCUCGCCCGUGCCGCUCGGUGCAGCCCCUGCUGAUGACGCUGUGUCCCUCUCUGCGUUGUUGCGCCAGUUCCGGCCGAGGCUCGAGGAUCUGCUGCUACGCCUCCCGGACCCGAGGAUCACCCGCCGACGCCUGUUCCAGGUUCCCUCCGCAUCAGCGCGCCGUAGCAAACGGCUGGCGGCCAAGCGCAGCGGCGGCGUGGCUUCCCCGGUCAUCAAGAGAGCCCAGCAGAUCCUCAUGAAGAAGCUUGGGAUCAGCUGCGACGAGGAGCGGCUUUCGCAGCAGCAGUUGCAGGAGUACGCCGCUAUAUUCGCCUCGCCGCUUGGCCCGGAGCAAGUGCAUGACAUCACUGCCCUGUUUGGGCUCAGCAUUGCUGGGGCGGUGGAGGACUCGGCCGACGCUUCGUUGGAGGUGGCCGCUGCUGUCUAG